AUGUAUACCGUCUUGAUCCACCUGUCAGCACCAGCUCCGAUUUCGCCAAGGCCUCAGGUCCUUGUGUCGCUCGGGCGCUCGCGGCGCUGGGUGGAGGCUCUGACCGAAUUGGAGCGCGCGCUCUCCUCCACCGAGAAGGCGAAGGCGGGGCAGACGCGCACAGCCUGUGUCAAUGCAGCGCUCACUGCCUGCCGCCUCGGAUCAGCGUGGCAGGUGGCCCUAGAAGCUCUGCGGAAACUGCUUCGUGGAGGAGGAUCGACACCGAGCCCUGACCACAUCACAUUUGCCACCUGCAUACUCGUCCGCGCUGCCUGGGACGUCAGGCAAAACUCGGCAGGCCAAAAUGCCGGCGGAAACGACCGGGUUGCCAGGUCGCUGGAAUCUGGCCUUCGUGCUGAUGGAGGUUGGUUGGCCAUGAGAUCGCAUCGAAUUCCCUUGACGACCGGGGUCUUCAAUGCUGCUCUCAUUUGCCUACAACGUUCGCAGCAAUGGCAGGCUUCGCUGCAGCUUCUCGAAGGUAUGGAUGACCAUGCUGGACUCCUGCUGAGAUCAAGCUUGCGCGUGAACUCAGUGCUGGCUUCCUGCGGCGCGACGGCAACCAAUUGGCUUCUGGUCCUCGCGCUGCUCAACGAGGCGCGCACUCGCUAUGACAUCGGUCCACUGUCCACUGUUAGCUACAAUACGACAAUGGCCGCGUGCGGACGAGCUUUGCUUUGGCAAGCCAGCUUGUCCCUCCUGGAGGAGCUCCGCUCUCGGGUGGCCUUCAGCUCGGCCGCACGAGGACUCUCGCGGCCGCUGGAGCACAAAGGGGCUCCGGUGCUUCUGCUGGACGACAAUGAGCGGCCACUUCCACCUGGCGAAGGCCUUGCCAGCCUUGCCGCCGUCCUUGGUUGCCUUCUGCCGGGUUGCAACGCAGUUCUUUCGGGCUGCGAAAGAGCUUCCCUGUGGCUCAAGGCCCUCAAUCUCCUCGCAGCCAUGAGCCUUGACAAGGACUGGCCGCGCCCGGAUGUCGUCAGCUACAAUUCCUGCAUCAGCGCAUGCGAGAAGGCCACGAGUUGGACAUGGGCCGUGCAUCUUCUCGCUUCGCUUUCCUCGGAUCUUGGACGACCUCCGGAUGCAAUCAGCCUGAACGGCACUGCGCUGGCUUUGACCAGGGCAACGCGAUGGCCAGCGGCGGUGGAGCUACUUUGCCUAGCCCAGAAGUUGGGCUCCAUUCGGCUGAAUGCUGUCAGCAGCCUGGUGCUGGUCACUGCUUGUGGCCAGGGUGGCCUGUGGGAACGCGCGCUCUCUGAGCUUUGUGUGCAGUGGCAUCGGCUGAGCGACGACCCUAUCACGCAGCGGAACGUGUACAACGCGACAAUGAGUGCCUUCGAGCAGUCCCGCCGAUGGGCACAGGCCCUUGAUCUGUUGCAAAAGGGCUGGAGCAAGUCGAUGGUGUUGGACCAGGUUGCCGUCAACACCGCUGCAAGCGCGUGUGCGCUGCGCUGGGAAGUGGCGCUGGAAGUUCUAGGAACUUACAGGCUCUCUUCAGCUUCGGAUCCAGAAGGUGCAGCAGGUCUCAGCUCUGUGGGUGUUGGCUGUGCUGGCGCGGGAGCCUGGGUGUGGGCCGUCCGCUUGCUCGUUCGAGCAAGCCAGCAAGAAGGAUGGUGGUCGAAGAAUGCAGCCGCCCACAUUGGUGGCCUUGCUGUGGUCCUGUUGGGGGCAGUCCGGGCAUGUGAGAACUACUUGCAGGCGCCGACGCUGCAUCGCUUGCUGCGCCAGCCGACAAACGCUCUCAGCGGGGUUCGGCUCCUGCUGUGGGACCUGGUGAGCCCUUUGCAAGGCUUGAAAGACGAAGGGCUUCGGGCAGAGCUAUCAGAGAUGUUCCACAGGCAUCAGCUGAGCGAUGAGGGCCAGGCGGCAGCGCCGGCUCGCCGAAGGCUCCAGUCCGCAGCGACCACCGCUUUGCACGGCCUCCGCGACUCUGCCGGCUUCUGGCUGCAGAACGAGCUCGAGCGGCAAUUCUUGCCUGGAUCUCUGACAAGAAACCUGAUGCAAGGACUUGCGCUGACCUCCAGGCGUGGUAGCUGGUCUCAGAUGUCCUCGUCCUCUGCAUGCACAGAAAAGACCUGUGUUGGGCACACGUCGGGCAUACGCCGAGCACCAGGUUGUGCGGCGAACCCCCUUUCCGCAAUCAAACAGUGA
This is a messenger RNA of Symbiodinium sp. CCMP2592, 2184 nucleotides long. The record is from the annotation of a GenBank genome assembly. Lineage: Eukaryota; Dinophyceae; Suessiales; Symbiodiniaceae.